Bicyclus anynana (squinting bush brown) is the source of this 1509-nucleotide messenger RNA. RefSeq names its product putative fatty acyl-CoA reductase CG5065. Lineage: Eukaryota; Metazoa; Arthropoda; Insecta; Lepidoptera; Nymphalidae. Gene Ontology annotation, biological process: long-chain fatty-acyl-CoA metabolic process. Bases 71 to 1507 code for a protein of 478 amino acids. The transcript is spliced from 11 exons. The record is from RefSeq and is a predicted model, not a curated record. Gene Ontology annotation, molecular function: alcohol-forming very long-chain fatty acyl-CoA reductase (NADP+) activity. Gene Ontology annotation, cellular component: peroxisome.
AAUAAUUAUUAUAAUAAACAAUAAUACCUUUAUGUAAUAAUAAUAUAAAAUUGUUUGUUUGAAGAUCAAGAUGUAUCGAAAUGUUAACAACAAUUACAAGGGUCAUUCUGUUUUUACAAAUGGCGCAGGAUCCCGUGUAAAGUCACUACUUUCGUCGGCUACCGACAACACAAACGAGUACCAGAGCAUAGCGGAAUGUUACGAAGGGCAAUCAGUUUUUAUAACAGGGGGCACAGGAUUCGUUGGAAAGGUGCUCCUAGAAAAGUUGCUAUAUAGUUGUCCCGGGAUAGACAAGGUGUACCUUUUGGUGCGGGAGACACAGGGCGCCACAGCGCAUCAGCGAAUGCAGAAGCUUCUAGAAGAACCUGUAUUUUCAAGAAUAAAAGAAGAAAAUCCUCAGGCAUUCGAGAAAGUAAUACCCAUAGUGGGUGAUAUUACUCAACCACAACUCGGAAUAAUGGCCGAGAAUGAGGAACUUCUGAUUAAGGAGGUAUCAUUCGUUUAUCACGUCGCUGCAACCACAAAGUUCAAUGAAACCUUAGAUAUAGCCAUGAACGUAAACGUAGCGGGUACUGGACGUGUCCUAGAUCUGAGUAAACGAAUGGAAAAUAUUAAGGCCUUCGUAUAUGUUUCCACGGCGUAUUCAAAUACAGACAGAGAAGUGGUAGAGGAAGUUUUGUAUCCAGCACCGGUGUCGUUGAAUGAAGUGAAUAAGUUACUCAAGAUCGGUAUCACUGAUGCGCAAGUCAAAGAACUUAUCAAGGGCAGACCCAAUACGUAUACAUUCACAAAAGCCUUAGCAGAGAAUCUCGUUGCUGACAACCAUGGGGACGUACCUGCAAUUAUAGUAAGACCUUCAAUAGUGUCAUCUAGCAAAAAAGAACCGGUUACCGGUUGGAUAGACAGUUGGUACGGAGCGACAUUUCUGGCGACAGUAACCAUGAAGGGAUUCAACCGAGUCUUUGUCUCUUCCUAUGAGUACAAUUUAGAUUUCAUCCCUGUAGACUACGUAUCGAACCUUAUCAUCGUUGCAGCAGCGAGAUGUAAAUGUUCCGAUAAGGUCGACGUUUAUAACAGUAGUACGAGCGGCGAGAAUCCUCUGAAGAUCGGUGCGUUUUUCGACGACAUUAUUGCAUAUAGCUGUAAACACAAGUUUUAUGACAUCCCACUGCCGAUGGCGUACCUCACACGUUACAGAUGGGUGAUGUUCCUUAUAACGCUGCUUUUACAGACCCUGCCGGCUUAUAUUGCUGACUUAUUUUUAUUAAUUGUAGGAAAGAAACCAAGAUACGUAAAACUCGCAUCAAAAAUAUCGGCAGCACACGACGUAUUGGACUAUUUCCCGUCUAGAACUUGGUCGAUGUCCGCCCGACAGACGACGGCGUUGUUUCAGUCGUUGUCUCCAUCGGACAGAGAUCAGUUCCCAUGUGAUCCUACGGACAUAGAUUGGAAGGAAUACAUUGUUACCUACUGUCAAGGAAUAAGGCAGUUUUUGUGUAAAUCUUAAUU